AUGCACAGCACGACACACCUUGACGGCCACCUGGACAUACUUGGACAGCAACCGCUGCUCCAGAUAUACACGCAGAUAUGCCUUUGCUUCCCCGUCGCUGAUGCUUCCUCGCAACCGGCAAUUAUUGAAACGCUGGGAAGAGGCAUGGAACGAUUAUCUGCGAGUUUCCCGUGGAUAGCCUAUCAGGUCGUGAAUGAAGGAGCAAAGGAAAGAAAUACUGGCACCUUCAAAAUCAUCCCGUUCAAAAAAACUCCUCCUUUAAACUUCGUGGAUCUCAGGCUUGAUUCCUCGACACCAACGAUGGACGAACUCAGGCGAGCGAAUUUUCCCAUGAGCAUGCUAGAUGAGACCUUCGUUGCGCCUCGCAAUACCGUUCCAGGAAGCCGCGGCGAAUCUCCGUCAGAGACUACACCAGUCUUCCUUGUUAGAGCUACUUCCAUCAUCGGCGGUCUUUUGCUCACAUUCCUUGGCCAACACCAAAGCAUGGACGGGACUGGCCUAGGGCAAGUCAUCCAUCUUUUCUCCAAAGCCUGCCGCAAUGAGCCAUUCACAAGCGAAGAACUAUACUCCGGCAACCUGCCUCGCCGUGACCUCAUCCCCUUGCUCGAUGACUACAAGCCAGGCCCCGAGGUCGCUCGCCAGAUUCUGAAGCCCUCUCCAUCUACCGACUCUACCAACACCACACCUGCUCCUCCGCCAUGCACUUGGGCCAACUUCACCUUCUCAGCAGCUUCGCUCGCGGCACUGAAGUCUCUCGCCACCCAGGCGCUGGCGCCUUCGACAAGCUACAUCUCCACCGACGACGCGCUCACAGCCUUCAUCUGGCAAUCCGUCACGCGCGCCCGCCAGCCCCGCUUAAACCCCAGCACCGAAUCCAAGUUCGCCCGCGCCGUCGAUGUGCGCCACCACAUGGGCGUCCCAGAGACGUAUCCCGGGCUCCUACAGAACAUGACGUACCACGGGUACACCGUGCAGCAGCUCAUCGAGGCGCCGUUGGGGCACGUGGCAUCCGAGCUGCGCUCAGCACUCGACCCGCAGACCUCGAAACUAGAGCGCGACACGCGCGCGCUGGCGACGCUGCUGAGCCGUACGCCGGACAAGCUGACGGUGUCGUUUAUUGCGUCGGUGGACAUGUCUGCGGGACUGAUGCUGAGCUCGUGGGUGAAGCAGAAGUGCUAUGAGGAGGAUUUUGGGCUAGGUUUGGGGAUGCCGGAAUCUGUGAGAAGGCCGAGGUUUUCGGACUUUGAGAGUCUGGUGUAUUUGUUGCCGAAGGCUCGGGAUGGAGCAAUUGCGGUGGCGAUUUGUUUGCGGGAUGAUGAUAUGGCGAGGUUAAGGGCGGAUGAGGAGUUUAUGAAGUAUGGGGAGUUUGACGGGUGAGGGUUCGGGGACAUGAUCUCGAAAGCCGACAUACAUCGACAGUUUUUACUCUACCGAAGAUGUUGUCCAACCCGUCUGGCUUCUUCGGACUUACAUUCAGAUGCGAGCAUCGUCCCGGCUUUUCCAGUCUCCAAAAGGAAAUUUCCGGAGCCGUCCGGGCACCAUCCGGGAUUGCGCCAUAGCAUUCUUCACUGCCGGUUUGAUCACUGCCGACGACAAGGCAGUGAAGUGGGUCAAGAACGCCAAACGUCCUCUCCCGCCACAAGACUGAAGAUCAGAUCAAUGCGUCGGUAAAAAGGUCGAUCUUAAGAAGUGUGGCUUGGACAUGCAAGUUGCAACAGCUUGAAUCAGAAACAACAACACAAUGCCUUGGCGAAUUGGCAACUUAAUCAUGGCAAGAAAUUUCUUAAGAAUCUCUUACGGAGUACGUACGG
Messenger RNA from Aplosporella prunicola CBS 121167, 1811 nucleotides. RefSeq lists its product as uncharacterized. The record is from RefSeq and is a predicted model, not a curated record. Lineage: Eukaryota; Fungi; Ascomycota; Dothideomycetes; Botryosphaeriales; Aplosporellaceae. Bases 1 to 1377 code for a protein of 458 amino acids. The transcript has a single exon.